Molecule: messenger RNA, 597 nt
Organism: Penicillium cataractarum
Lineage: Eukaryota; Fungi; Ascomycota; Eurotiomycetes; Eurotiales; Aspergillaceae
Product: ribonuclease P Rpr2/Rpp21/SNM1 subunit
Exons: 1
Coding region: 1-597 (198 amino acids)
Biological process (GO): RNA processing
Source: RefSeq, a predicted model, not a curated record
AUGGCACCUCUCGAGGCUCCCCAGCUGCGCUUUCUCAGUGAGGCGGCUAAUCUGCUGGCAUCCGAGAGCCCAGCUACAGCGGCGCAUCUGUUCUCGGUACAUACGAAGAUCUUGCACGACGAACUAAAACCGCUCAACAUCCGCCAGCAAAAACAUCACUGUGGAGGAUGUGGUAGUAUUAGACAGUCUAGAUGCUCUCAAGUUACUCAGGUCAAGCCAAAAGCCAAGUCUCGAGCAUCAUCCAAGCUAGAUACAGCAUCUGCUGGUGGUGCUACAGUCUAUAAAUGUCUACGCUGCAAUCAACGCACUAUCAAUCCCCGCAAAAGAGGCACCUCAAAGCCAUUGUCUAAGGUUUCAUCGCGCGUUCCUUCAGCUACUGCUUCACCUGUUCCUACUACUGCCACAUCCACCCCGGCAGAAUCUUCAGCUUUGCAAGCUCUUCCUUCUACCAGCACCGAUUCAGCUCCCACCAAGACAGCCGACAACGCCAGCAGCAAGAAAAGAGCCAAGACCCGAAAACAAGGUGGUCUGCAGGCUCUACUCGCCUCUAAAAAGAACUCUCAACCUUCCCUUGACCUGUUCGACUUCUUACAGUGA